Molecule: messenger RNA, 1509 nt
Organism: Cryptosporidium muris RN66
Lineage: Eukaryota; Apicomplexa; Conoidasida; Eucoccidiorida; Cryptosporidiidae
Product: TPR repeat-containing protein
Exons: 1
Coding region: 1-1509 (502 amino acids)
Molecular function (GO): ATPase activator activity; protein-folding chaperone binding
Source: RefSeq, a predicted model, not a curated record
AUGGACGAGGAAUACUUAGAUAGCCAGUCUGAUACUCUUAGUGAUAAUGAAAACAUACAGGAAAGUAACGAGGAAUUGCUUAAAAAAAUUCUCAGUUACAAAGAGACAGGAAAUGAACAAUACAAGAAAGGUAAAUAUAAUGAAGCUAUUAAUACAUAUGAUGAGGGUUUAGAGUUCAUUGAGAAAUUAAGAAAGAAAGAUGUAGAUGGAAAGAAUGUUGAAAUAGAAAAUCUAGAAACAACAUUACAACUUAACAAAUCUAUGAUAUACUUAAAAAGUAGUGAAUGGUUUAAAGUAAUUCAAGUUACAAGUAAAAUACUUAAAGAGGACCAGAAAAAUAUGAAAGCUCUUUAUCGUCGAGGACUAGCUAGAAUAGGUUUCAGUAUGUAUGAAGAAGCCCGUGAAGAUUUCUUAGCUAUAUUAGAUUUAGAACCUGGAAAUGCUGCUGCUAUACAACAGUUACAAAUUAUUAGACAAAAAAUAUCAGAAAGUAAUGAGAAGAGUAGAGGUUCUUUUAGCAAGAUAUUUUCUAAAGGUUUGUAUACUGAUAGACAAAGAGAUGUAGAGAUAAAGAAGGCAAAAGAAAGAGAAUCAAGACGAGAAAUUUAUGAAAAAGAAAUUAAUGAGAAAAAACUAAAAGGAGAUGCAGAUAAUUCUAAGGUUAUUCCUUUUGAAGAAUGGGAAAAAGAAUAUAUAGCAAAGAAUUCUAAUUCUACAGAUAAGCCAUUAGAUUCAAAUGCUAACUCACAACAAAAAUCUCACAAAGUAAAUUCAAAUUCUACAUCUAAUUCACCAUCUGCUCCAAUUAUUUCUUCAAAAAGUAGUGAUAUUGAAUUAGAUGACGAAGAUAUGAAAAUAUUAGCUGAAACGAAAAAAAUGGGAUAUUGUUAUUUUAGAAGAACAUUAACAGAUCAAGAAAAGGAAUUGAACCAACAAUUUGUUCCAAAAUUAAUAGAAGAAACAAAAAAUGAGAAUACUUCAAAUGAUCAUAUUAGUGAUCCAUCAAGACUUGGAAUCAGCUCAUGGAAUUCUAAAGGAACUACUUUUGAAGAUAAAGAUGUAACUUCAACAGCAAAAGUUACACUCAAGAAAUAUUUAGAAGCAUCGAGUUUUGAGGAAAUAUUCAGAUGUGACAAUAAAAUAACUGUUAGUGUAACUAGUGUUGAUGAAAUUGAUGGUGAAGCGUCUGUUGCAAUGGUAAGAGGUACUAGAAGGUUCUUAUUUGAUUUUUCAGUCAAACUUAAAGGAAAAUAUGAAUCCAUUAAUCUUAGAGAUAAUACUACUGAAUCAACUAAUUUUUCUAUAUCUAUUCCAUCACUUACUUCAAUGAGUAGUGAAGAAGAUAUAUUUGGACUUAAAGAAUGCUCUAUUGAACUUCUCGACAAUAAAAAUACAUUUUCUACUGAUAUCCAAAAUCAAAUAUGUAAUUGUAUUAAAGAACAAUUUUGUUUCAUGUAUUUAAAAAGUCAACUACAGCAGAUGCUAAAUGAUUUCCAUAUCAACAUUUGA